GACUGAGCACCAGCGAGCUUGCUAGCUCAAGCUACCUCCUGGAAAACGGAAAUGUUCAGUGUGCACAGAGGCUUGCAUAUUUCACUCUGACAUCUCACUACCAUGUUUUCCAACAUGGUAGUGGUUAGGUAAUGCUGAAGGUUUUUUUUUUUUUCCUUUUGCUAUCUUCAUUUUUUUUUGGCUUUUUAAAAUUUUGUUUUCUUUUUAUUCUUCUCCCCGCUCCUUCUGUACCUCCCUCCCUCUCCCCUUUUCUUUUCUUUCUCUUACUUUUAUUCCUUCCUUUCUCUCUUUCUUCUUUCUUUUAGUCUUUAUUUCCUUUUUUUUUUUUUUUGGUAGUGAGAAAGAAUUAGAUUGUUUUUUUCUCAGAACAGGGAGCUAGAAUUUAUGUAUAUAUCAGUAGCAUCCUUGUUGGAGUUGUUGUCGCUUGAAUUCUUUGGAGAUCUCUGGAGAAAACAAAGAAACUGAAACGGCAUAAAUGAAUUAAACCAGUCAGAUUCCCCAUGGCUUCUUGAGAAGACCCUAUUGCUAUGACUAAGGAAUUCCACUACCAUUGGAGAAACAGUAGAUGUUGAACAAUUCUUGCAUCCUUGGAAUAAAUCCCACUUGAUCAUGGUGCAUCAUUCUUUUAAGCUUUGCCUUUGUUUCCCAUUUUUAAGCUUUCAACACAUAGCUGAAAAAGUCUUGGAAAACAGAUCUAUCCAAAUUAAUCACCUCUGAAGAACUGCGGACUUACUGAGUACUAAAGCAAUCCUUUCUUCUACGUGAGGCAAACAUAAGAAAAAAAACAGCCUGUCAAACACCUGUAAAGAGAUGGCUAUCAUCAUAUGGAAAUUUGAAGAGCUGCUACGUAACAAUUCAUGGUCCAAAUGGGAGAGUCAACUGUUAUGAUGUCCCAGGAAGUCUUAUAACAGGGAACAAAAGGGGAAAAUUGUAACAGCUUGUUAUCUGUGCUUGCACACUGGACUUCAGCAUAAUUAUUAUAAAAAAAUCCAAAGCAAAUAUGCAAAUAGUUCUUUGAAAAGUCCCCGAAUUAUGUGUAGAGGCUCAGAUCAAUGCAGUAAAUGCAGUUAUACUCACUCUCUAUCACCCAUUCAUAAUUAGUCUUUUAGGAAGAGUGGCAGUUAAUUGUGAAUUUAUAUUUAGAUCCACUAUUUGGCAGACAGUUGCUCUGGGAACAAACAUGCUUGCAAAUUACACAUGUGCUGGGCCAGAAGGAUAUAAGACAGAUUCUCGAUAUUUUAUCUAUGCAGUGACAUACACUGUAAUUCUUGUGCCAGGUCUCAUAGGGAACAUAUUAGCCUUAUGGGUAUUUUACGGCUAUAUGAAAGAAACCAAACGGGCUGUGAUAUUCAUGAUAAACUUAGCCAUUGCUGACUUACUGCAAGUUCUCUCCCUGCCACUGAGGAUCUUUUACUACUUGAAUUAUGACUGGCCAUUUGGGCCUGGCCUCUGCAUGUUCUGUUUCUACCUGAAGUAUGUCAACAUGUAUGCAAGCAUCUACUUCUUGGUCUGCAUAAGUGUGCGACGAUUUUGGUUUCUCAUGUACCCCUUUCGCUUCCAUGACUGCAAACAGAAAUAUGACCUAUACAUCAGCAUUGCUGGCUGGUUGAUCAUCUGCCUUGCCUGUCUCCUCUUUCCUCUCCUCAGAACCAGUGAUGACAUCUCAGGCAACAGAACCAAAUGCUUUGUGGAUCUUCCUACCAGGAAUGUCAAUCUGGCCCACUCGGUUGCCAUGAUUACCAUUGGCGAGUUGAUUGGGUUUGUCACUCCUCUUCUAAUUAUUGUAUAUUGUACCUGGAAGACAGUUUUAUCACUGCAUGAUAAAUAUCCUGUGGCCCAAGACCUUGGGGAGAAAAAAAAAGCCUUGAAGAUGAUCUUAACCUGUGCAGGAGUAUUCCUAAUUUGCUUUGCACCAUAUCACUUCAGCUUUCCUUUAGAUUUCCUGGUCAAGUCCAACAAAAUUCAAAGCUGCCUAGCCAGAAAGGUGAUUCUAAUAUUUCAUUCUGUUGCCCUCUGUCUUGCUAGUCUGAAUUCUUGUCUUGACCCAGUCAUAUACUACUUCACCACUAAUGAGUUCAGAAGACGACUUUCAAGACAAGAUAGUAUCCAACUCUAUGUAAAAUCCUUUGUAAGCAACCAUAUCACUUCUACUCUGACAACUGAAUUAUGCUAAAUUAAAACAAAACCUGAAUGUGGUCUAAAAUGCAAGUAUAUCAGUACAUAUUUAUAAUACCCCAAGCCACUGGAAAGUAAUCAUAGGAAGCACUCACUGCUGUUCAUUUAUGCUCUAUCUUACCUAUAUGACAAAUUCACACCUUUAUAAUGGAACCUGUUUUUAAAGCAUUGUAUUCCACCAUCACUGUUGUUGAUAUGUCUGUGUAAUAAUUUGUUAUUAAGUUAGGAUUUAAACUGUAAAACUUCAGUGACAUUCUAUAUAUGUAUGCACUCAAUUAGAGUCAUCAUAAGCACUUAGUUUUGCCACAAUGGACACUGAGUCUCUGUACUUAGAGGCGAUGUAGUUGUCUAUUUAUACUGGUAAUCACAGUUUAUAUUCAAAUACCAUAUUUUGAGUGUAUUUCAACUAAGAUGGGCAAUUUGUUAUUCUGUGAAAACAGAGUGGUAUAAAUAUGGGACUAUUUUUAUCUCCUAUGUGUGAUUAUACUCUAGGGUUUGAAGACUCAAAUAACUAUUCUCUUCAUUUAGGUGUCAAUAUGAAACAUCAUGUCACACUUAUUCAUAAAAUGAAAAUCUGAGCUCAGGCCUCUGGUAUGUUUAAAGUAAGAACAAGAAACAAAUUCAUAUACAGUAACCUCUAAGAUUAUAUAAGAUGUCUUACGGAAUCCACCUAGAUCAGAUAGCUCACCAAAGUACAUACAAUGUAACCUAAAUUUUUUCUAUAGGUCUGGGAGAUGGCAGAUAAGUGACAAUCAGAGCUCCAGUUCUCUUAAACUAUUUCCUAAGAAUACCUAUUGAAAUGUAUGGACCUGCCUAAUAGAGAGAGCUUCCACCAUCCUUCUAGAGUAACACUGAAUAUCUCUGACAGGACACUGCACUAUUUGAGCUUAUGAAGAAGUAGUGCAGUAAUUAAUUACUAAGCUUAGGCCAGAAUAAAAAGAUGAAGGGAUGGGUACACCUCUUAAAAGUCUCACCACUUUGUAUUCAUUACUUUAAAUGAUGAUUGUCAAGCCACCUUCAUGAACUGAAGGCAAACAGGCAUGUGGACCUUAGAGUCUUCAGAAAUUUUGGGGGGCCAGCUUUGCCUCAGUCAUACCAUUGUGAGUCCUGCACAGCCUACCUCCCAGAAGCUAUGGGAGGAGAUUCUUUCACCAUUUUUGAGAAAAUAAAAGUGCAGAAGAUGAAUUUUGACAGCAUUGGACACCCCUUACAGUUAUUUACCUGUUAGCUGUUUGGUGCUAGUAUGCAGGUAGCAGACCCAAGAUAUGAGUCAUAGUUAUAUCUGAAGUUAAAAUAUUAUAGUACCUUGAAAUAUGUUUUAGCAGAAAGCUCUAAUUUAAAACAAUGAUCUACUUAAAAAUCUGUGUGCUAUAUAAUAAAGACACAUGCUACUUCUCAUCUAGAAGGAAUGUAGAAAUCAACCAAGGGCUCCAUCAUAUUUUCAUAGGAAAGGAGUUGUUUUGGGCACACAGUUAUGAUACUAAUAUGAUUUGGGAGAAGCUGGCAAAUCAAAAUUAAUGGAAAAUAUUCAAAUGUUUUUUCUAGACAAGUAUUGAUUUUACUUUGUUAUUAAAAUAAUACCUUAUUAGAAAACAGACUUUGUGCUGCUAGCAAUGGUGUGUUUGUCUCUUUAUUAUUCAUCAUAAUGUACAUAUUGUGAUGUAUUAUAAGAGUUCUAAAUGAGUGUUAAAUUGUGUUUUAAAAAGGAGGAACUGUAACUAUGUCUGGUCUGUUUGCUUUAAAGUGAUUUGUGUUUGAAUAUAAUUUAACGUUUUAAUGGGAUCACAAGUAAUAAUUUUGUGGGUACUUAUAAUAAAAGAGUCUUGUUUAUAGCA
Molecule: messenger RNA, 4010 nt
Organism: Mustela lutreola (European mink)
Lineage: Eukaryota; Metazoa; Chordata; Mammalia; Carnivora; Mustelidae
Gene: GPR174
Product: G protein-coupled receptor 174
Exons: 4
Coding region: 1181-2173 (330 amino acids)
Biological process (GO): positive regulation of Rho protein signal transduction; phospholipase C-activating G protein-coupled receptor signaling pathway
Cellular component (GO): membrane
Molecular function (GO): G protein-coupled receptor activity
Source: RefSeq, a predicted model, not a curated record